Molecule: messenger RNA, 1458 nt
Organism: Epithele typhae
Lineage: Eukaryota; Fungi; Basidiomycota; Agaricomycetes; Polyporales; Epitheliaceae
Exons: 7
Coding region: 1-1458 (485 amino acids)
Source: RefSeq, a predicted model, not a curated record
AUGCACGCCGCAAUCAAUAUUUCAAUAUUGGGUGCUGCGUCCACCAUGAGCUGCACAUGCCUUCGAGCCGCAUUGCAAGGACAGCGAUUCCGCCGCCAUUGUCACCAGCCCCGAUUUCAGUACUCGGAGGCUUCAGUCCCUGAUUCCCUCACGAGUUUUUCCGUCCCCUUCGCCUCCGCCUCCGCCUCCGCCCUGGCGUCGUCCCCGACCGUGCACACCCAGGAGGCGCGCGUGCGCGUGAAGCACUACGCGCUCGGCACCUCCUUCACGGUCCUCCUCUUCCUCGGGCGCAUCCCGGACGAGCCGAGCGCGUGUGCGCGGGAUGUGUCGAGCGCCAGCAAGCGGGUCGUCUCCGGCACGGUGCACCUCAACGACGCUCCCGUGCGAAGCGGAAGGGUGCGCUCGUUUGAGUCGGGGGAGGUGCUCUCGGUACUCCGAGAGGGGCUGCAGUGGUGGGUUUGGGGCGAUGGUCCUCCAGUUCCCCCGUCGGCGGUUGAUGAGCUGACCGCUGAGGUGGUGGCGACACCGCCAGCCGGAAGGUCCCCGACCAAUCGCGCAAGUGUCGGAAGCAGAGUACGGGAGAUAACGUCUGGAAGUUUGACGUUUGCCAUGCUGAGGAGUAUGUCAACACGAGCCUCCAACCAAUCCCUCGGAGCAGAAAGUGCUCACCGGCUUCUUGCCGUGCUUCAUGACCUCCUUACCGCGCUCACAAAGAGAUUGCCCCUCUGCGAAAGAGACGACGUACAGGUGCCCAUUCUUCACGUCUCUCCCGGCCUUGACGAUCUCCCGCCAGAAGGCCUCCGAGACCUGGUGAUCACUGUGGCCGUGCUUCCUCAGGUGUCGCAGAAAGGCGUCCCGGCGAGAGAACACCGUCCAGCACCCGUGCACCAUCCAUCGACCGUGCUGGGGAUGAUAGUACGCCCGAUGUUCCGGGAGAGGGGAGAGAGCGCCUGGAGGGAGGGGGACGCCGAGGCAGGCGAAGCUUCCGCGGUGCUCCUUGAGGUGAAUGCCGAAGUGCCGGCGGAGCUCCGUGACGCGAGUGAACGACGAUCGGAAGGCGGAGAAAGGGAGGGCGCACGGUUGGGAGUGGGGAGGGGAUUUGCAGAAUUCAGCAUAAGAUGGGAAGAGUUGAAUGGAGCAGUACUGGGUGAUACUGGUCAUGAGGGUAAAGGUAAGAUGGAGGAGGAGGAAGAGAAGGGCAUGAGGAAGAGGACAGUGUGUAGAUGGGAGCGUAAGGAGACGGCAAAUCGGAAGGAAGGCUGGAAACGCAGGGUAUUCCGGAAGGCGAGAGAUGGAAGGGUGACGGGGUACGAAGACCGAUGUAAGGGAGAGUCGAAGCAGAUCCCAACAAAGACGGUGUCGACAGAGCAGAUUCUGCUGGGGAACCUGUUUCGGACAGUAUGGGCGUCGGUUGCAGGGGGAAGCCUAGUGUCCUUGUGGUUAGCAGUAAGAGUAUAA